Molecule: messenger RNA, 3495 nt
Organism: Fusarium poae
Lineage: Eukaryota; Fungi; Ascomycota; Sordariomycetes; Hypocreales; Nectriaceae
Exons: 2
Coding region: 1-3495 (1164 amino acids)
Biological process (GO): guanosine tetraphosphate metabolic process
Source: RefSeq, a predicted model, not a curated record
AUGGCUUCAGAUUUGUUCUCUCCGCCAUUGGGCCUAAGUGCCAGGUUCGACCGCGAGGUUGAGCAAUUAUUGGCACAAGACCCCACGCAGCCAGCAAAACAUGUGUUUUUCGAAGUCUGGCAAAGAUUAAAGCCUGAGUACGAGGCCAUGCACCAGGCGUUAAAUCAGCACUUAUCCCGUCAGCUUGAGGAAAACUCGAUACGUGCAACAUUGCAUGGCAGAGUGAAAAAAGAUGAUUCUAUUUCCAAGUCAAUCGAUCGCCGUCAAGAAUUUCAUGGCAAGGAAUACGAUAACCCUGGACUUAUUCGCAAUGCAAUCCAUGACCUCAUUUGUUUUCGGAUCGUUGUGGACUACCCGUCUGGUCUCAAUCAAUCAUACCAAUUGAUCAAGAAAAGGUUCUCCAUUGAAGGAGUCAAUACCUUCUCAUCGGAUCGCGAAGUGGGCGUUCUUUGGAAGCCCAGGUUUGGAGCAUACGAAGGUCGGAACUUUCAGGUCAGGAUGAGUCCUGAUAAGUCCAAUGGGGAACUUUCUGCCUAUUAUGAAGUCCUUUUCGAGGUUCAAGUCACGAGCAUCGCAGAAAGUCUAUACAAUAGACUUGCCCAUCCACUGCACUACAAGAAAUCCUCGGGGACGCUAUCUCGCCAGGACGAGAUGAUCAUCGAUAUGUCACACGGGCUUUCCCUUUGCUACUGGAUCACAAUUGCCUGUAUGGAAGAAAAACUAGAGAGUGACUCAGAGACGAGCAGCCAGAAAUCCCCAAUUCCAGAUACUGUCAGAACGAUCGCAGGGCGUGAUCCUGAGGACACCCAGGUCGACAUGGAUGGCCUCGCUGAUCUCACACCUGAAUUGCCAGUCAUAUCAGGAGACCGAUCCCUAAUAGGGUCAAAAUCGGGAUCGUCUAGCAUGAAACGAACUGCGCCAACGGAAGAUACGAUCUCGAGAGAACAACUCCUUCGACUACUAUUUGAUCUUCCUAGAGAGAACCGCUCAGAUGAAGAUAUAUGGAGAGACAUAAGAGAUAGGCUCGGUUUAGAUGAUGGGACCUACAUGAAAUUUCUGAAAAGCUUCACAUACGAUCGAAUGAAUGAAAGGAAGAACUCUAUCCAGCAAAGGCAUCAAAACACGUUCGAAUGGGUCUUCGGUAAUGAGAAACUCAGUACCCAAGAUCGUUAUGGGCGAGCGGUCAAAGUACCCAAUUUAGCCAAUUGGCUAGAAGAGGAUCGUGAUUGUCUGUAUUGGGUCAGUGGAAAGCCUGGAUCAGGCAAAAGCUUCUUCAUGAAGUUUAUCGAAAAGGAUGAGCGAGUUAUAGCAGCGAUUCAAAGAUGGCAGCCGAAUUGCCGCAUUAUUUCGCAUUACCUGUGGAAACCUGGUAGUAACGACCAGCACAGUUUCAAGGGCGUCAUUUGCUCACUUCUCCAUCAGAUCUUGCAGGAUGAGAAAGCCGUUGCGUUGCGACUCUUGCGCGAAACGUCAGGCCUUUGUCACAAGAAUGAUGCAUCCGACUGGGAUGUCGAAGAUUUGAAGAAGCUAUUAUUCAAAGUUCUAGACCGCGCCGCUCACGCAUAUCUUGUCCUUAUCGAUGGACUAGACGAAAUGUCCAGACCCCAUGACGGCAUGAGUCAACUAUUUUCAUUUUUGGACGACCUUGCUAAACUGGAACGAGUCAAGGUCUGCAUCUCUAGUCGCCCUGAAACUCCCUUUGUCAAUAGAUUCAAAUCUCAACCUAGCCUCCGAAUGCAAGAUCUUACACGGAACGACAUUCGCAAGUAUACAGUUGAUAAGCUUUCGCAACUAGAUAUCGAGAUUGAUGACGAGAAAUUUCAGAAGGCUACCGACGUGAUCUCAUACCGCGCAGAAGGCGUUUUCAUAUGGGUUUACAUAGUUUUAAAGGAAAUUCAACAAGACGUCGACGAACUUGAUGAAGGGUGGGAUGACAUACUCAAUCGUAUUUCCAAGCUACCAAGUGAUCUCAUGACCCUUUACCGGGACAUGUUAUCGAGGGUUGGCUUCAUGGACGAAAAACAUGUCAAGAGAGCCGCACUAUACUUCCAGUAUAUCCAGAAUAUGCCCCGGCACAUCGAAUCCAAUAUUGCUACGCUCUCUCUAGCAGCAGAUGAAACUAUUUUGGAGUCAUUUACGGGACCAGAGAAUGUUCCUUGCGCCGAUGAAUGGGUACAGCUCUGCGAAAAGGCCGAAAAGACUCUAUUUCGGAUCACCGCCGGACUGUUAGAAAUCCGAAUUCACAAGUAUCUUUUGGAAAUCGUACCAUCAGAAGAUAAAACAAACAUGAUGCCAUGGAUGGCAAAGGAAGUCCACUUCAUACACAGAACCGCGAUUGACUUUUUAGAAAGUGUAGAAGGGAAACAUCUUUUCGGGGCAUAUGCAAAGACUCCUAAGUGCAUGCUCAAUAUAUAUGUCAAGGCACAGCUCGCCCGUUACUCUGUCGUGCCCGACCUCUCAUCAGGUCUAAGGGGGGUUAUUGAGAUUCUACCCGCAGAAUACGAUGCAGAGUACUCCUCCUGCGUCUCAAAUGAUAUUCUAUCCGUCAUUCACGCUUGUUCGGUCGACAAGCCAAACGCUCUUAUACAUCCGCCUCAUUUUGUGAGCUGCGAGAACUUUUUCAUAACCUUCAUUUCCUAUCGCGGAUUCUACAAAUGGGCCCAGGAUCUGAUUAAGGUUAGCGGCAAUUACAAUCUUAAAGCUUCAACUUAUGCUCUGUUCGGUGCGUGCGAGUUAUCACCAAGUAUCGGGGCCUGGACUGCGAAAUGCCAUCUGGAACGUUGCAAAGCAAUUAUAGUUAUGUUGAAGCAUGUUUCCAGAUUACUUGAACACAGUACCCAAGAUUCAUCAACUCGACAAGGCGCAACCAAAGUGAUUAUGUGGGCGUGGCGCACCUUCCUCUUCUGUGAGGCUAGUCUAGCGACCCUCAAGUCCAUUCCUGGCGGCCACAGACAAUUGAUUACAGAUAUUCUACGUCUGUUUAUCAAACUUGGAGUUAUGCAUCAAGUGUCACAACCCAAAUAUCUUGUUGAAUGGAAUCGAAUAGGGAUGUUCAAAUUUAUAAGUGACAAAGAUUGGCUUGAGUCAUACACACCAGUAAUUUACAUCGAAACAAACGAUGCAUGGUUUCUUGACCUGCUGACACAUGGUAUGCCCAUCACCCAAGAACUUCGGGAAAAGAGGGAGAAUGCUUUUAUUCGUAUUCUUGUGGCACGCGGUGCUCGGGGACCCGGCAAGGUAGAAGCCGAGUACUUCCUCAUAAAUAAGUACGAGGUCAAACCAGAAACCGCGGCGGACUCACUCAAAGAGUUGGAUUCCAUCUCUCGGCUUAUUGACGACAAGUCUGACCACUUGCAUACAACUUCCUUGGGACAUUUUGAGGGUAUUUGUGCUGUUUUAGAGAAAAUCGGUUAUGAUUUACCAGACAUCAACAUGGUUCUAGUCGACUGCAGAGAAUUCAUCUAUUGGUCUAAUCCAUACAAGCCAAGAAUGUAG